Molecule: messenger RNA, 2458 nt
Organism: Rotaria sordida
Lineage: Eukaryota; Metazoa; Rotifera; Eurotatoria; Philodinida; Philodinidae
Source: the annotation of a GenBank genome assembly
AAAGUCGAUUUGGAGGAACUCACUGUAAACGAGUCAUAUAUACUGUGAAAUAACCCUACUAUUUAUUAUAAAAGUUUCUCUUUUUAAUUAUUUAUUUUAUCUGUAGAAAAAGUCCCAAGAAAUUUUUGUUAUUUUUAUUCUUAGAAUUAUUAUGUAUCUGAUAGAAAUAAUAUUUGAAGAAUUCAACAAAAAUUUUAAUGUGAUAGAUUGAUUUCUUUUUUUUUGUUUUCUUUCGUUCAUUUAGGAUCUCAGUCAAGUUUCUGCUUAUAGUAUUUCUCAUAAUGUACAAGAGUAUAUUGUUCAAGAUCUAUAUUUAAUGAUGGGUCGUGAAUUUACUCUACUUGAUCAAGUACCUGCCGGCAAUAUAGUUGCUAUCGCACAAUUAGAUUCUUUUGUUUUAAAAUCAGCAACGUUAUCAACAAAUAUAUUUUGUCCAUCAUUUACUGGUCUUCAAUUUGAAGCUUCACCUAUUGUUCGUGUAGCAAUUGAACCAAAAAAUCCCGCUCAAAUGAAACAACUUCGACAUAGUAUGCGUUUAUUAAAUCAAGCGGAUCCAUUGGUCGAAUGUACAUUAAAAAGUACUGGUGAAUAUAUUCUUUCAACAGCUGGUGAAGUACAUUUACAACGAUGUAUCGAUGAUCUUACUAAAAUAUAUGCUCGUAUUGAAAUUAAUGUAUCAGCACCGAUUAUUCCAUUUCGUGAAACAAUUAUACCACCACCUAAAGUUGAUUUUCUCAAUGAAUCAUUAGCAAAUCAACAACAACAAUUCAAAUCAAAUAAACAAACGAAAGAACGACCACCAUGGCUAUUAGAGGAUGGUUUAGUUGAAUUAAGUACUCAAAAUCGUCAAUGUACAUUUCAAGUUCGAGCAGUACCAUUACCUGAUUCAAUCACUCGUUUACUUGAUGAAAAUUCUUCAUUACUUGCAAUUAUUGAACAAGCUCAGGGACGUGAUGAUAGAAAAGUAACUGCACCAUUGAAUGAUCAAACACUUGAUCAAAUUCGACAAUUACGAGAACGUUUAAAUGAAGAAUUUAUUAAUGCUAAUGGAAAUAUGUGGAAUUCAAAUACUAUUGAUGAAAUAUGGUCAUUUGGUCCACAUAAAUGUGGAUCUAAUCUUUUACUUAAUCGUAUUCCAAAUAGUAUUUAUAAACAACGUACCUCAUCAGUUUGGACAAUUGUAUUAAAUAAUCAAAUGAAAGCAAAUCUAAAUUCACCAUUAACAAAAGAUGAUUAUGAUAUAAGUAUUAUUAAUGGAUUUCAAUUAGUAACAGCUAGAGGUUCAUUAUGUGAAGAACCUUUAAUGGGUGUUGCAUUUAUUAUUGAACGAUGGACAAUCAAUACAAUUGUUAAUGAUGAAAAUAAUGAUGAACAACAAAAUACAUCUGAAAUUAAUAAUUAUGAUCUUCCAACAACAAUAACAACAACAACUGGUGUCGAAGAAGUAGAAAGUUUAGUAGAAACAAUGAGUAUUACAAGUGAUGAAUCAUCAGCAUUAAAUACUGAACAAAAACCUCGUCGUGUUGUUGAUAAAUCAAAAAUUGUAAUUAAACGUGGACCACUUUCUGGUCAAAUAGUAUCAACUAUGCGUGAUGGUUGUCGAAAAGCAUUUGAUUCACAACCAAGACGACUUGUUGCAGCUAUGUACAAAUGUGAAGUUAUGGUUAAUGCAGAAGCAUUGGGUCGAGCUUAUGCAGUUUUAAGUAAACGAAAUGGACGUGUAUUAAAUGAAGAUAUGAAAGAAGGCACGAGUACAUUUAUUAUUACAGCUGCUUUACCAGUUGCUGAAAGUUUUGGUUUUGUUGAAGAAAUGCGUACAAAAGCAAGUGGUUUAGCAUCACCACAAUUAUCUGGUAAAACAUAUUGGGAAAUUAUUGAACUUGAUCCAUUUUGGGAACCACACACAGAAGAAGAAUUUUUACAUUUUGGUGAAAAAGCUGACUUUGAAAAUCGUGCUAAAAAAUAUAUGAAUGAUGUUCGUCGACGUAAAGUUAGUGGUUCACCACAACGUGAACAAUUACUUCAAUCAAUUGGCUUAAAUUUUGAUAUAAUUAUUUCUGAUUUUGCUGAAGAUCUUGAUCGCACAUUAUAUAAAGAAAAUCUUUCUCAGUAUUUUAUUGAUACAACUGAAGAUAAAUGUUGUCAUGUCUAUCAACAAAUUAAAUUAAAUGAGAAUGAGAAAAAUAAUUUUAUUAUUAUGGGUGCUGAUACAAUGUGCUCAUUAAAUAAUGUUGUCUAUGGAAAACCAUGUGAUACAGAAGAUGCUUUUCGUAUGCUAAAAACAUUCUCUAAUAAUACAUAUCAAGUUUUUACUGGUGUUUGUAUUCUACAAGGAGAUAUGAUAAUAAAGACAUUUUUUGAAACGCUUUUAUUUAAACAUGUCAACAAUGUAUUUGAUUUUCCAAUUUAUCAUUUUUGUACACAAUUCAGGGCGUUACUGAAUAGUGAAAUCAAAUAA